This is a messenger RNA of Dermacentor silvarum, 4651 nucleotides long. RefSeq lists its product as uncharacterized. The record is from RefSeq and is a predicted model, not a curated record. Bases 541 to 3099 code for a protein of 852 amino acids. Lineage: Eukaryota; Metazoa; Arthropoda; Arachnida; Ixodida; Ixodidae. The transcript has a single exon.
GGCGGCCGUCGUAGUGGCUCGUUCGACCCCGAAGAACACGCCGCCGCGCGCUCCGGUGCGUCAACUACCCAGCGGUGACGCGAUCCCGCGCCAACUUCCCCCCUCGGCUCCUGCGUCACACACCGAACGCGGUGGUGCGCCGUCUCAACCGAGAAACGCCGCCGCGGUCGCGAACACCGGCACAAAACGAGCGCGAGCGAGAAUACCGGCCCCGAAGAACGGGCCAAAAAGAGAGUUGGCCCAGCAGGGCACACGAAAUACCCCGUGCUCCCGCCAAACGGCCCAGGGGAACAUCCGCCGCCCCGGCAGCAGCGGAAAGAGGAGGCAGUGGCAGCGCGGCGCGCCAUUUGUGAGGUGGCGCCCUCUCUGGCUGGAGCCUGCAAGCAGCCAUUGUGAUUACGCCGAAAGGCGGUAAGUGUAUCAUCGUCGCACAUUGUUCGCGGCAGGGCUGACCACCAGCCCUCGGUUGGAUUUUCUUUCUCGUUUCGACCCCUUCCUGUCGCGGGCCAGUGCGUGCCCCCCGUGCACGGCCACACGACGAUGGGUCGCGACGCCAGCGCGAAGCGCUUCGACGUCGAUCUCAAGCUCAAGGUGCUCGCGUACUACGACCAAGUGCGGAACAAAUACAAGGCGGCCAAAAUGUUCGGCGUCAGCGAGUGCUCGGUGAGGAACUGGAUCAAGGAGGAGCACCGGCUGCGCGCCCUGUCGUCCCAGGGUGGAGGCAGCGGCGCCAGAAAGACCACGAACCGCGCCGCCGAGGCCCGGGCCCUGUUCGAGGCGUGCUUGGAACGCUACGUGCUGGGCUGUCAGCAGCGCGGAGUCAAGGCCAGGUACCGCGACUUGCUGGCGCAUGCGGCGCAGCUGAAGAAAGUGCACGGAGUGCGCGGCCUCAAGCUGUCAACCGACUGGGUGGCCAGCUUCGUGCGCGAGCGCCGGCUCGUCAGCAAGUGCGAGAAGCUGUUGACGCACGCCGACACCGCUUCUCCCGCCAACAACAGCACCGGUUCGGCGGCAGUGCGCAAGAAAGGUGCGGCGCCAGCCGCAACUUCGCGUACGGCGGGGGCCAAAGGGUUGCCACGGCCCAAGCACGGCGCUGCUCGGGCCCUUGUCAAGCGUGCCAUGGGUCAGCUAUCAUCCAAGACCGGCAAGACUUCGGCGCCAACCACGUCGAAGCGAAAGGGUCCGACCACCGCGCACGCUGCCAAGCUGCUGCUUCCGGCGAAGCUAAAGUCAAAGGCUUCUUCCACCAAAGGCAACGACGGUAAGGCGAUCAAGAACUUGUCGAAAAAGAAACCGACGAAGAAAGCGGCAAAAAAGGGUAGCGAGCUAAAAAAGAAGACCGUUACGACCAAAUUAAAGAAGGGAGGGAAUAAAACAAAAAAGAAAUUGGCUGCCGCGGCGAAAAAGGGCCCGACAGCAAAGUCGAAGCUGCCGUCUGCCAAAAAGACGGCACCCGCAAAGGCACAGUCGGCCAAGAGUGCAGCUAUUGUAGCAAAGUAUAAGAAGUGUCUGUUGAAGAAAGCUAGCCAGAAGCAGCAGAAGUUAGGGAAGGUGAAAAAUACCAUUGCUUUGAAAAAGAAGGUUCAGACAGAUGCAAAGACUGUAAAGCACAAACAUAAAGUAGUCAGGAAAGCUGACAAGCUUAUGAAGGCAAGCAAAGGCAAACAAUGCUCAAAGACUGCACACAGUAUGGUUGUAGCAAAGAAAAAGGAAAACAAAGAAAAAAACUCAAAGCCCCAGAAAAAAGUAAUGAUCAUAAACAAGGUAGUGAGCAAAAGCUUGAAGAAAGCUAAACAAAUAGUCAACCGUGCCAAAAAGCCUGCAGAAAAAGUUAAGUCACCUUCAAAGCAGUCUGUGCAGAAGGUGAAAAAGGUGCCUGUGAAAAAACUGAGACCGAGGAAGCAACCGAUAAAGGUGUUUCGCACUCGGUAUCGGAUUAAAGAAAUGCACCGGAGGAUUGAAGAGAACAGAGCUUCGGACUUCUUUGAUUUCUUUUAUGGCUUGGGUCUUAUACCAAUCAACAGAGAUUCAGACAGUUCAAACUCCCUCUACAUCCCCUUCAUCACAGGAUCACCAAAGAUAUACAAUAACAAUGAGUUCCUUUGUGACAUUUCAAAGAAGGAGAGCCCACUCAGGCCAAGCACAUCUGACCUAAGUAAUUGUCAGCCCUCGAGUCACACUCAGCUGCCCUCAAAGUACCCCAUCUGGACUCCAGUGAGGACUAGCACGAUCCAUGACCCUUGUUCGUCUCAGAGUGGCAAGCCCUGGCUCACGAGCCCACGUGUGCAUGAGGAGCACAUAAUCACCGACAGAUUCACACAGUCCAAGUCACCAGAGGAUGCUGUCUUUUCCGAGAAGUUUCACAAGGCAAGUAUGAAAUCCGAGGCUGCCCUAUCACCUGGUGAAUCGCCCAUCACCCCGGAACAGUUGGCUGUGGUGCGAAAGCUAUUUCCUCCCAUUGGAAGCUUGACGUUCCCAAGUCAACGCAGAGCAUUGGACAGCCAAGUGACAUUCAACGAGCCUUUGAAGGCAUCAGAACGAAGUUUGCGGCCACGCACCUCUGAGCAAACCCAGCGCCUGAGCCUCUGCUUUCGCAAGCGCCGUUACCAAAAACGGAAAAGGACCCUCUCCGAGCCAUCGCGGUCUCCCGAAAGACGCCCCAAUGGUCCUUCAGCGAGUGACAUUGACUGGUUAAGUGCUGAUGGCUUUCCAAGCCCUGCCAAGAAGGGCUGCCCUGGUGGGAGCAGCCCCGUCUACUCCUUCGGUGAGCCACGACACUGUUUCCGUAAAGAGCACUUUGAGGACAGUGCUUGCCCACCACACAUGCCGACCAGUGGGAUAUGUGGGAACAGUUCAAGGACAGUGGUCUGUGCCCUGAGCAGUGGACACUCACUCCCUAGCAGUGACAGACCUAUGAACUGCCUCUAUGACAGUGCCAAACUUGUCAGUAGGGCCAUGCCAACUAGCCCCAAAGCAACAUCAUCCAGCGAAGGCAAGGAUCUGUUCUUUGGCCAGGCAAAUAGACUGGCUACACUGAGAAAAAAACAAGACAGAAAUGAAUCUGUGAUGCACGCUGCAAAAGGUCAUCAGGACCAGUAGUUGCUUGCACCAAAGAAUGUUUCCUCAGCCAUGCUGCAAAAGUCUCUUGGGCUUUGUUGUAUAGUGUACACAAUGACUCAUUAACUUGUGAGCCCACAGCUUGCCUGGUAAAACCACAAGUGCUCAGUGAUUACGUAAAGCACUGUGUCGAGGUCCAGAGAAUAUGCAGAAAUACUGGAUUUUCUGCCAUUAUGCACAAGAUGUUUUAUCAUCAGAGAAUGUUUAGCCAUUAUCAAUGCUUGCUGCAAUCUUGGCCAUGCUUGGAAAGCACUUGUCAAUACUGAUUAUUCUGCACAUCUUUGUCAAGAAGUGGAAUUGUUCCUUGGUCAGUGAAUUAGCAAAUUUACUAAUAAAGAGAUAGGGGUGUGCAACAUGAACAAGUAAGAUAAUUUAAAACAUUCAAUGUUGCAGCCAGUAAAUGCUAUUGAUGCUAGGAAUUUUAUGUGAAUUCCGAGCCUGCCACUACUGGCAGCCAGAGGACUUUGUCAACUGAGGUGAAAAGUUCGCCCUAGCUCUCGAAUUGUUAAAGUGUAAAGUGUAUAGGACUUCCGCAUCCAAUCAAGACGUGCUGUGUUGCUGCGUUAGGUUUCCGCUGUGCAGCUGAAUGAUGUGAAAAUGCUAUGACAUCUCCAAUGUGCCACAAUGUCUUCCCUGACCCUUCUGCCUGCCUUUCAUCUUGCCAUUGUCUUCUCUAAAGCUUUGUAUGUGCAAAAUAGACAUGUUAAAUAUUGCACAAGCGACAGAUGCUCUUGAGUACUAUUUUUCCUCACUUUAUUGCAAGUUAAUGAGAUCCACUGUUGCAAGCUUGCAUUAGUUGGCAAAAAAUGCAUGACUUCCACGUUGUAAAUAAUGAUUUAAUUUUUAUGAUCUCUCGCGGCAUAAUCAUGAAACAUGGGCAUAUCUUCCAGAUCCUGAAUUGCGCAGUGAUUUGUGGUUCAACUUACUUGAUGGCAACAGUUGUCAUGCAUACCACAUGAACAGGAAUAUGAAGGCAAUGAAUGGUGUACACUUUUGUCCUUGCCAGACACAGCUGUCAACAGUACCAAAACUUUGUGCGACGCGUCUCGUAGCAAUAAGUGACUUGACUUACGGGCCGUUUUGGCCGCUUGCAACACUCAUUCAAAACUAUCAAGCUGUUGUGGGUCAAAACUUGGCCUGCACAAAGAGAUUAUAUGUGAAAAGUCCUUGUCAACUCUCGACUUGCAUUCCUACAAGCAGUGCAGCGUCACGACUAGUUGGCAAGGUGUUGCGUCUACCUCCGUGAAUGCAUUGUGACCUUGAGACAAUGUGCUCAUUAUUGCGUCACUCAUUGAACGAGCACUUCCCGCGAACCUUCCUUUUCUUUCAGAGCGGGAAUGGUUUUGUACAUAAAAAGAGCCCCUUGUUUUUCUCCUUGGGCCUUACUUAACAUGCGUUCAUCGCUAAUACCACAAGGUACAAAAGUGUGUUUUCUCUUUCCCCCCUGAGAGGCUUGCAAGGAUGACAGUUUUAUCCCCGUGGCUGCAACCUCUGGCCACACUUUUUGCACAAAUAAAGAUCGUUCAUUCUUGUA